Molecule: messenger RNA, 4108 nt
Organism: Daucus carota subsp. sativus
Lineage: Eukaryota; Viridiplantae; Streptophyta; Magnoliopsida; Apiales; Apiaceae
Product: telomerase reverse transcriptase
Exons: 12
Coding region: 98-3859 (1253 amino acids)
Biological process (GO): telomere maintenance via telomerase
Cellular component (GO): telomerase catalytic core complex
Molecular function (GO): telomeric repeat DNA binding; telomerase RNA binding
Source: RefSeq, a predicted model, not a curated record
AAUCGUUUUUGCACUUCCCUCUUUAAAAAGGACUCCAAACGGAUCCUGGCCUGGCGUGGUUUGAAAUUUGGAAAGCGGAGAGAAGAAAGGGAGUAGAAUGGGGAAGAAGAAAAGGGUCCCUGAGGUGUUGUGGAGGAAAUACGGCAGCAAAGCUUCCACUCUCCGCCGUACUAUCUCAAGACUCGUAAGCCCCAACCACCACCCUCUGCCUCUGCUCGCCGCUGAUGAUCCCCCUGACUAUCGCUACCUUCUGAACCACUGCUUCGUCGUCAUCUCCGACAAUGCCUCUCCUUCUCCUCCUCCUCCCUACAUCUCUCGCUGGUCUCAAUCUCAGAUUGUGCGGAUGAGUGUUGAAACCAUGUUAUCUCAACAUCGACUUGAUCGUCAGCAAAAUGUUUUAUGCUAUGACUACGACAAGUAUACACAUUCAAGUCCAGUCAUAAGCUUAUUAACAUCUCCCACUUGGACUCUUCUUUCCCAAAGGCUUGGAGAUGCUAUCAUGUUUUAUUUACUCAAAUCGACUUGUAUCUUUCUGCCUCUUGGACGUAAUAAAUACCAUCAAGUUACUGGCUUUCCCAUGACUCAGUCAGUCUUUAAGUGUCCCAAGCGUACCCAUGACCCGCCAGUUUCCUCAAAAAAGAGGAAAAGGAUUGAUGUUGAUUCAACAUUGAUGACAUCCAAUGCUGAUUCUUUGGAUGCUCAUGCUUUCUCAAGUUGUUUUGGAUGUGCUCGUCCAACUUAUUCUACUCCCUCCAGCCCUCCUCACGCUGAAUGUCGCAGUGAGACAAGUGUACAUGGAACUCAAACUACAGCCGGUGCAGCUUACACAUAUAAUGGAGGGUUGUCGAUUGGUGAAUGUCCAGCAACAGCAACCACCAGCAUGCCAAAUAAGAAGAAGCAUUCAAAGGCAUCUAAGUGGCAGCGGGAAAAAAGACGUAAGUUGUUGGCUUCGGAUGAGGCCUGUGAUGUAUGCCCAGAAGUCAAGUCCUUUAGCAACAAAGAUAAUAAUGGGAAGCGAUCAAGGCAAUACAGGUGGCAGCGCCACCAAAAACGUAGAUUAGAGUCCUCUCAAGAGGCAUCGAAUCUGUCUCAAUGCCCCAAACAGAACACAAACGGUGAUCUGCUCACAGAUCCUAGAAAGGUUACGUGCUCUUGUUGUUCCGUCUUCCAAUGCAUGCAUAAAGUCCGUAGAUCUCAGAUUGACAGGCAAUCAAUUUUCUAUAAGUUGGAAAAUGCAUCAGGUUUUCCGAGCAAAUACAUGUUGAAUUCUUUGAAACCCAAUCUAUAUGAUGCAAAUAUUCUAUUCAAGAAUAUAUUUGGGGUAUCCGAUGCCAAUAUCAAUUCUCAAGCAACGUGCUGCUUCCACAGCAAUCAUAGUUGUAUCACUGGAUCCAAAUGUUUGUAUCACUCACUUCUUAAGCAUCUUAAAGAACUUAUACGCAAGGCUCACUUGUGCCAACAUGGAAGCUUUUUGGAAAAGCAUUGCACCAUACCAUCUUUUGAUCAAUAUCCUUGCGAAUACACCAGCUCCAAAGUUGUGGGUCAUCUAUCUAUGAAAAAUGAUUAUGCCGAGGUAAAAGCUGGUGUGAAGUUUGUCAAGGAUUGGUCGGCUAGAGAAUCUGGUUGUGUUGAUGCUAAUUCAGCUGAGAAAGAUUUUGGAGGGACUGCUGUUCAUUUUUCUUCAAGCAAGUCGUAUUGCACGAAAGAGCAGGUGACUUCGUUUAUAUGGGCUGUUUGCCGAAGUAUUGUUCCUAUAAAUUUGCUUGGAACUCCCAAGGCCCAGAGAAGUAUAUGUAGGAAUAUUUCCAAGCUUAUUAAGCUACGAAGAUUCGAGAAAUUUUCUCUUAAACAAGGUAUGCUGAAGUUAAAAGUAUCGAAUUUUCCAGUACUGUCAAAUCCACAUGCCUUGUGCUACUUCAGUGGACACGUGGAAGAGCAGAAGGUAAAGACCAAGGGAUGCAAUACCGCCGAUGAUGCUGCUUAUAUUAUGAAGCAAAGAAUAUUGCAGAGCUGGGUCCUUUGGUUCUUUUCUAGUUUAGUAUUACCAUUAGUGCAAGCCAACUUCUAUGUCACUGAAAGCCAGCAUGGGAAACAAGAUAUAUUUUACUAUAAGCAUUCAGUUUGGAAAAAGAUAGUGAACGUAAACAUAGCAUGUCUGGAAGGCCAGAGAUAUGAACUAUUAAAUAAUGCUUCAGUUCUCAAAAUUAUAUGGAAUCGAUCAUUUGGAUUUUCAAAAGUCAGAUUUCUUCCGAAAUCUACUGGCGUAAGGCCAUUGGCAAAUCUAAAAGCUUCAUCAAAAUUUAGUAGAUCUUUACCUCUGAAGAAAUCUGCGUGUAAGAUUUUUUCUUCUGUAAAUAGUGUUCUUCAUGAUGUGCAUGCCGUCUUGAAAGCUAUACAUCUGAAGAGACCAGAAAGGUUAGGAUACUCGGUUUUUGAUUAUAAUGAUGUCCACAGAAAGCUAAUCUCCUUCUUGUCAGUUCUGAAGCGUGGCUCAGGCAUCAUGCCUAGGUUAUUUAUAGUUGUCGCUGAUGUAUCGAAAGCUUAUGAAUCAGUAAAUCAAGAUAAGUUGCUUAGUGUGAUGGAAGAUUUCUUCUCAAGUGAUAAAUAUCUUUUGGAAAAGUUUCAUCGAGUAGUGUGUACAAAAAAAUCUUUGCGGGUUAGUGAGCACAUUAUUUCUGGCCUUCAAGAUACGAGUGCUGGACUUAGAAAAUCCAUGUCUGAUGUUGCUGGUCCUUCAAACUGUGUCAUUGUUGAUAAGGAGUGGAGAAAAUAUAUAAAAAAGGAGGAGCUUUUUUCAACUUUAUAUGAGCAUGUAAAGCAGAAUGUACUGCAAAUAGACAAAAGGUUCUACUUGCAAUCUGUUGGGAUUCCUCAAGGAAGUAUGUUGUCCCCUCUGCUCUGCUCAAUAUAUUAUGGAGACAUGGAAAACAAUAAACUCCAUCCAUAUAUUAGGAAGAUUUGUGAAUCUGAAAGAGAGUUUUUUUCAGCAGAGCAUGAUUCUUCUAAUGUUGUAAUCUGGGAGGAUGCCUCAUCAGGAUGCCCUAGAUAUAUGGUACUCAGAUACAUUGAUGACUUUUUCUUUGUAUCAACUUCAAAAAAGCUGGCUUUAGGAUUUUUCUCGAGGUUACAACGAGGAUUUCCUGCAUACAAUUGUACUAUGAACGAGGGAAAAUUUGGAUUGAGCUUUGAUGUUGGAAAUAUGUUGAAAAUUCAACAAAGCAGGUUUCAUGUACUUGACGAUGGCGCUUCAUAUGUCUGUUGGAGUGGUUUGUUAAUUAAUUGCUGCACUUUAGAAGUUCAAGCAGACUACACAAGGUAUCUAAACUCCCAUUUGAGUUCAACGCUUACUGUACGCUGGGACGAUAAGCCAGGUCAUAGUUUGGAAACAAAGCUGUUUGAUUAUCUGCGACCAAAAUUGCAUCCCAUAUUUUACGACUCCAAUAUCAAUUCAGCAGCUAUUGUCAGAUUGAACAUAUAUCAAGCUUUUGUAAUUUGUGCAAUGAAGUUCCACUGCUAUGUGGCCAACAUAUCUGUCAUCUGUAGUUUGGAACCAAGAUCAUCCAUAAAGACCAUAUACAGUGCUUUAAGAUAUAUGACCAAUCUCAUCAAAAAAAGAAUGAAUGCUGUGCAUCUUGAUUCCAACUUGCAUCCAGUUCUGGAACUCAAGAACAGUGAAGUUGAAUGGCUUGGAUUGACUGCAUUUAUCAAAGUUCUUAAGCGGAAGGAACAGCGGCAUAAAGUGUUAUUAUCUUUGUUGAAAAAACAACUGCAGAGAUCUGACCGGCCAGAAGUAUCGUCUGCAAUGAAGUACGCAGUUGAUGAUUCACAUUCUUCACUAAUUUGGAAAAUCAGGUAUUAGGUGUUUACAGUUAAUCCAGCCUGUAGCAAUUUCUUCGAAAAGGAUUUACAAUGCAUCAGCAGUCAGUUUAAGUCUAAAGUAAUUUUUCAUUAUUAAAUUGCCUGUGCAAACAACUUAUUUUCUAGAGUACAUUUAUGUAACUACAUAUUUUCUGUAUUCUGCUGAUUGCAGUUUCUUUGGUAGUUCAUGCUUAUAAUCUGGAAAAAAUCUUUUUAUUAGUAAUAUCUGGUUUGAUCUUUUGUUAUUAUU